Zootoca vivipara (common lizard) is the source of this 5693-nucleotide messenger RNA. NCBI's taxonomy places the organism in Eukaryota, Metazoa, Chordata, Lepidosauria, Squamata, Lacertidae. The record is from RefSeq and is a predicted model, not a curated record.
GACCGAGGCCGUUUAGGGCUUUAAAGGUCAGCACCAACACUUUGAAUUGUGCUCGGAAACGUACCGGUACUGGGAGCCAAUGUAGGUCUUUCAGGACCGGUGUUAUGUGGUCUCGGUGGCCGCUCCCAGUCACCAGUCUAGCUGCCGCAUUCUGGGUUAGUUGUAGUUCCCGGGUCACCUUCAAAGGUAGCCCCACGUAGAGCGCAUUGCAGUAGUCCAAGCGAGAGAUAACUAGAGCAACUAGAUAACUAACCAACUGAGCUAGCCAGCCUAAGCCAUUACUUCAACAAAAAGAACUGGUUAGGCAAGCUUUCCCUUUAUAGCUUCGACCCCCACAGAUACAGGGCUGGAAGGGACACGGGGGGGGGGGGGAUAUCACCCAGACUGUUCCUCCCUGCCCCAAAUACACAACAAUAUACAGUGUAAAAUAAAAUCGCAUUUUAAGAGACAGGUCACGUAUACUUAUUCUUAUUAUUAUAUUAUUUAUUAACAGUAAAAAAAUAUGUUUAGAAGCAUAUUUAUGCUUCUCUGAAGGAGGACGACCCCCCCUUUCAUCUCCACCCACUGCCCCCAAUUUGACAGUGCCCUGAGGCCAGACUAGCUAAUUUUCCAGCCAGGCAAGUCUUCUGCACAUGGUUGCAGAACAAGCAGGGGCAAGUAAGGGUGCCAGCCUACCAGGAGUGGGGGGGGGAGGAACUCAAAACUGGCUGGACUGGUUAUUUCACUUUCAGGCUACUUGAAAGGAAAGGGGCAAGGCUGGCUCUCCCCCCACCCCAUACUCCAUAGUUUUACCUGUACACGUCAGGCAGAGAGGCAGAUUUUGCACUGGGUUGUGUCCCAAGUAUUGCCAAACGCAGCUGUUUUGUGCGCCUCUCCCUUCCACGCACAAACAGGAUGCACAGCCAGGAAUAAAAGUGGCGGACCGGAACGUCGCUUGUGCCAGUUCCAGGGGAGAAAAUGGAGGAAGGAGGAAGAGGCUCUCGUCUCGGCCAGGCUGGGAGGUUUCUGUCUGGUGUCGGCACACAGCAGGUUAAAGGGGAGCCAGAUGAAGACUUGCUCCAGCCCUGGGAGUGGCAGAAAUCCCAGGAGGGAACUGGCUCAGAAAGAGGCAAAUCCCAGGUGCCUGGAUUCGUAGGCUGGGAUGACAUGGCGUUCUCUUCAGCCAUCGCCGACAGCAACCGUGGGCCAAGAGGAAAGUUGGGGUCUCGAACUUUUCUGGGUCUCGUUGGGAAAGUCUCCAGAAGUCAGGGUUUUCCACUGAGCGUGGAAGGAGGGAUUCCGGAAAAGGAGAGGCUACGCCAGCGAUUCAGGCAGUUCUGCUACCAGGAGAACGAGGGACCCCGAGAGGUUUUGCGGAAGCUCCAGGAGCUGUGCCGCCGGUGGCUGAAGCCUGAGACCCGUACAAAGGAGCAGAUCUUGGAACUGGUGAUUCUGGAGCAGUUCCUGGACAUCCUGCCCUUAGAAAUGCAGGGCUGGGUUAGGGGGGAUUGCCCUGAGACCUGCGCCAAGGCGGUGGCCCUAGCAGAGGAUUUCUUGCUUUGGAAGGAGGAGGUCGAAAUGCAGGAGCACCGGAUUUCGGAGCCAUUUGAGAAGGCAACCACUUCCCCCAGAGCCAAACUCGCCUCUUUGGAGAUUACGAAGGCACAGCCCUACAUGGUAGUGGAGCCAGUGGGUGAUGGAGACCCCCACCUGCCACUAGGCGAAGGGCAAGUGGCCGAAAAUGAGGAGAAACCCCUUGAGCCAGGAGCAUCAAUGCAGGCGGAACUUUCCGGUGGCUCAUUGGACAAAGCCAAAUGGGAUUUUUCCCCAUUUCCUCAAGUGGAAAAUGUGCCCAAAAGUCAGCAAAGGGCAGACAGGAAGGAGGGAAGCUACCCCGGGCGGAGAGGAGGAGGAGGAGGAGGAGAAAAACUGAUUUGGGAGAAAGAUGGUAACAAACUCUUAAAUCACAACACCUUGUGGGAGAGAGAGCACAAGGACAAGAAUACUAGAGUGAGCCUCGGCUGUGGAAAAAGCUUCAGCCAGAACACACAAACUGAGAAAAAGCUACGCCAGCAUACAGAUGGUCCGAAGUGUUGGACAUCGACCCCUCAGCAGGAGAAUGUCCAAGCAGGAGAAGAGUUGGAUAUGGAUUGUGGAAGCAGCUUGGGUGGGAAAGCACAUCUUCGUGAUCCUCAGGGAAUCCCUGCAGGAGAGAAACCCUAUAAGUGCUCUGAAUGCGGACACAAUUUCAGCCAGGGCUCUGAUCUUACUGGAGACGGUCUUUAUAUAUGUUCCAGUUGUGGGGAAAGCUUUCUUUCCAGCUCAUCCUCCAGAAAACAAGAGGGAGCCCAGACCGGAGAGAAACCGCCUAAAUCCUCAGAAAGUGAAAAGGGAUUCCCACAGCCCGCCGAUCCUCAACAGGGAGAGAAGCCGUAUACGUGUACGGACUGCGGGAAAAACUUCAGCUUUAGGUCAAGCCUUGUUCGUCACCAGAGGCUUCACACUGGGGAGAAACCGUAUAAGUGUUUAGACUGUGGGAAGAAUUUCAGCCAAAGCUCGAACCUUCUUAACCAUCAGAGAAUCCACACGGGAGAGAAGCCAUACAGCUGCACAGACUGCGGGAAAUCGUUCAGUAACAGCUCGAGCCUGACGUCGCACGAGAGAACGCACAGAGGAGAGAAACCUUACAAGUGCUCCAGCUGUGGGAAAAACUUCAGUUGCAACUCGGUUCUUAGGAUCCACGAAAGAAUUCAUACGGGCGAAAAGCCGUACGAGUGCCUGGAGUGUGGGAAAAGCUUCAGCCGCAGGGAAUUCCUCAUCGGCCACCAGAGGACUCACACGGGCGAGAAGCCGUAUGAGUGUCUGGAAUGCGGGAAGAGCUUCAGCCAGAGAUCGAACCUUAUUAAUCAUCAGAGAAGCCACACGGGAGAGAAACCGUUUGAGUGCACAGACUGUGGGAGAAGGUUUAGUCACAAAGCAUCCCUCCUUAAACACGAGAGGAACCAUCUACAUGGUCUGACAGUGGAAAGGGAUUCAGCCAGAGUCCAAGCCACCUUGCGCAUGGCAGAAGGCACAUAAAGGAUGGAAUCAUAUACUUGGUGAGACAGUGGGGAAGAAAUGAAUGCAGGAGAGAUUGUGAGAACUUAUUACUUCAGUUUUUAGGACAGGUCCAACCUGAGAGUAACUACUUGGACUAGGAGAGAGCAUCACUGAUGGGCCACAGGGCUUUCCCUCACACUUUCUUUUUUUCUGUUGCCGUUCACAUCUUCACAACUUAAGGCCCAGCCUUCCCAGUUCCACAUCUACCCUUCCUAAUCUCUUCAACGUAUUAUACUCUGGCAUCGUUCCUUCGUGUGAUCAGCAUUUCACAUGGAUUCCUGCAGGUCUUUGGCCUAAGACUCAUCGCUCAAACUGUGGCUGCUGUCGUCACACAAGGUGUUCAGUUGGUGGUGUAGUAUAGUGGUUGCAGCAGCAAUUCUGCAACCGCUUCGCAUGGAAAACAAGGUGUGCUCUUUAGAAAGGGCCAUAACUCAGUAGUAGAGCAUCUCCCUUGGGCACAGAAGGUCUCGGGUUCAAUCCUUGGCCUGUCUAGGGAUUGGAUCUGAAACCCUGGAGAGCAUCAGUGUCAAUAAUACUAAGCUAGAAGGACAAAUGUUCUGACUUGGUAUAAGGCAGGUUUUCAUGUCUCUGCAUAGUAAACCGGCCUGGCCCUACACAUCCAGCCAAGACGAGGCCUCUCCUUAUUUUUCUCCACAAGCAUCUUGGGUGUCUCUCUCUUUCCCAGGUUUGCUACGAACUAGCCCAGUUCAGGCCGUACAUUUAAGGUGCUUUGAUACUGCUUUAAACUGUCAUGGCUUCUUCCAAAGAAUUCUGGGAGCUGUGGUUCUCUGUGGGUAUUGAAAGUUGUCAGGAGACCCCUCACAGAGCUACAAUUCCCAGAGCGGUUUCAUAAUCAAUCCCUCUUCACAGGGGACUCUGAGAACUGUGGCUCUGUGGGGGGCCUCCUAGCAACACCUUUAACAAACUACAGUUCCCAGAAUUAGAAUCAUAGAGCUGGAGGAGACCACAAGGGCCAUCCAGUCCAACCCCCUGCCAAGCAGGAAACACCAUCAAAGCAUUCCUGACAUAUGGCCGUCAAGCCUCCACUUAAAGGCCUCCAAAGGAGGAGACUCCACCACACUCCUUGGCAGCAAAUUCCACUGCCAAACAGCUCACAUUGUCUAGCCCGCAUUUUACCAGCUUCUUUACUAGAAUAUCAUGGGGCACCUUGUCAAAGACCUUGCUGAAAUCAAUUGUUUGUGAUGUGACUAGCCUGGGCAAGCCACAGCACAUGGCAAAGGAGAGGUGGUUUGUACUGCAUCCUUGCCAGAGCCUCACCACACACAAGCCCUCCUUUGAGUGCAGCGGAGGAUUGCAGCUGUAGGAUUUUCAUUGAAUUACGUUUUCGUUAUCCUAUCAUUCUUCCGAUGAGCUCUGGGUGCUAGUCAUGUCUCUCUUCUGCACCCUUCCCAUUUUAUCUUUGCAACAGUCCUGUGAGGUAGUUUGGUCUGAGAAACAGCAACUGUCACAACAGAGUCCCCCAUUCAAGCUUCGCCUCUGCCACAGAUUCACCCAGGAGCCUAAGGCAAGCCAUUUAUUCCUUCAUCCUUGACCUGCCCUCUGCUGCCACAUUCAGUGCAGAGGGUGAUAACACUGACCUACCUCGCAGGAUCGUAAGGUUGACCGAGAAGUGCUUUGACUACUAAAAGCACAGAUUAAGUGCCAAGUAGCUUUGCGUAGCCAAUCUAGAAAUUUCUUUUUCCUCCUCGAGAGUGGAAUGGGGGCAAGCUCCUUUCUUCAUAGCCUGCUUCCAGCUUCUGGCAAGGGAGGAAUCAAGAGAGCAGUGGAGCAACUCAGUAGAUUAACCAAAUGUUGCUGAGGAAUACACACAGUGAGAAGCAGCACUUCUAAACCAGGGGUGACCAACUCCCAAGAAAAAUAAAAAAAUUCCUUCAGUAGCACCUUAAAGACCAACUAAGUUUUUAUUUUGGUAUGAGCUUUCGUGUGCAUGCACACUUCUUCAGAUACCUUCAGACCAACACGGCUACCUACCUGUAACCACAACUCCCAAGAGACUGCAAUCUACACACAGAGUUAAGAACUGGCAGUGAUCUACCCCCUUUGGGGGGUUCAAGUCAAAGUUGUUGAGCUUUUCUUAGGAAUGAGGAAGGCACAUGGGGGGGGGGGUUCGAGUGAAAGUUGUUGAGUUUUUUCAGGGAGGAGGUAAAAUGUUGAGCUUUUUUUAGGGGAGCCACAGUUGUUCCUCUUCUUUGGGGAAAGCCAGUGAUCUAUCGCAGGUGUCCAGUGAUCUACCGGUAGAUCACGAUCUACCUGUUGGACAUGCCUGUUCUAAACAAAACAAGUGAGCAUUAAAACGUUAUAUGCUGGGCCACACUGGGUGUAGGCUAGGCAUCCAGAGAAUUUAGCCUUACCAAGUUUCUAGUCCUUCAAAGGUUGGGAUUUGUCUAAGUUGGUUGCAUUGGGUGAAAUUUCAGGGCCCUCCAGUAUUUGGUGCUCUUUGUCUCUCCCACCAGCUUAGUAGAGGCGGAAUGAACUGUGCAGACUAGCAAGUGUUUGUGAGCUUUUUUGGGGUUGAACUGGAAACUCGACCAACUUAAACUUCAGUUACAUUCAUCACCAGGUGCCAAUGUUUAUCAGAUAGAGGCAAAUACAAA